GGCCAUGUGUAGCGAAAAAAAUGGUGGUUCGGUUACAUCAUGUCGAAGUACUUUGUCAGAAUUUAGAGCAAAGCCUGAAACAAUUCUGUGAGAAAUUUGGAUUUAAUGUGCUAGCUCGUUCUUCUUCCCCUAAACGAUUUACGUUAAACCGUGAUGCAAUAAAUUUCGUGCUGAGUGAAGGAGCGCGGGAAAGAGACACAGUGUUCAACGUUGCCCUUGAAGUCAAAGAUGUAAAACAAGUGGUAGAUGUUGUAAAAAGAAACGAUGGUAAAGUAAUCAGAGAACCAGAAAUUCUCUCCGAUAGCAAUGGAAAAGUGGAGUCCGCUGUUGUACAAACUCCUGUCGGCAAUGUUGUCCAUACACUGUUAAAUGCGUCUGGUUAUAAUGGAGUAUUUUUGCCGGGGUUCGAUGUUUUCGACAGCAAGAUGGCGUUACCGAAAACGCCUUGUUAUGCAACAGACUCGUCAAAUUCCCGAACAAUUAUAAAGGAUCGCAUUUUAACGCAUUUUGAUCACAUAACUUUUGCGUGUCCUCUUGGGACUUCUCAGACGGUUAUGAAGUGGUAUGAAAAAUGUUUUGGAUUCACCAGGUUCAGUAUUAACUCUGAUGAAACCCAAGAUGGGUUCGUGGUGCAGAGUGCAAUACAAGGUGCAAGCAUUGGAAUGAAGUUAACUGCGAUGCAAUACUGGUUUUGUUCAGAGUCAGAGCUUAGAAUAGACACUGAUGAGCCAGGAGGAGGCGUAAAAUUUGUUUUCGCCGAACCGCUACCUGGGCAAGGUUAGUGGUACGUGAGGUGGGAGGGCAUGGAUUCUUGGUUUGCAACCACGUGACAAGGCGGCCAUGUUGGGGGUCAAUACAAUAGAAUUUUUUCUCGAAGAAUUUACAUGAAAAUAGAGUUUAGUUCCCAGAGGGGAGAAAUGCUUUUGUUCUUGACCACCAACAUGGCCGCCGUGACGCCGUUUUUGUGUUUACAGUUUCCAUAGAAACUGUAACACUAUGCAGUCAUGUUGUAUGUCCAUAAUCUCUGUAAGAAAAGCUAAAAUUCUGAAGGCCAGAUACAAAAUAAUAUUGUUUGAUUCAGUUCGCAAACAAGUAGAGUUUAUUACGUUCUAGUUGUUGCUUGUUAAUUACAUCAAUUAUUUUUUUCUGGUCAAAAGACAUUUUGCAAAAGAAGGAUAACAGUGGUCAUCGGUGUGCUGCAUAAUAUGAAAGUGAAGUGCGAGCUGUUGUGUCAGAAAAAUAAGCGAGACCCGUUGCUCGAAAAAAAUGUUUUUUUCUUGAUGCAAGAAGUCACACUUCAUUUUCUCUUCGAUGCUAGUCAUCGGCAUGCUGUAUGACGUGAUGGAGAAGUGUAACUUAAUGCCUCAGAUAAAUUAGUGUGUUCUUAUGCUUUGGAAAUUUUUUUUCUUCCAUGCAAGAAAUCACACUAUAUUUUCUUCAACAAAACAGGUUAUGUUUCAUGCUUAUAUGACAUAGCAAGCCGAUAAAAUCGCAUAUGCACGACAGACGUAACAAAAACUGUAAACAUAUGCACUCACUCUCUUUAGAGAGCUAUUUUUUGAAGAGAAUAGGUGCUCAUGAUUAGCACACUGUGUCUGUGUAUGUGUUACUUAUGCUUAUGGCUGCAUCAUUGGUGUAAGUGUCUUAUUACCUUAAAAUUAAAUUAAGGUUAAAAUUUUUAACCUUAGUUGAAUUAGGGAGGAGACAAAGAAUAUUGAGAAUCAACCUGGGGAUAAAAAGAUUUAAAGGGACUGGUUCACGAUAAUGCGCAUGCGCGCCGUUUGUCUCUUGAGAAUAAAUUUGUCGGGUCAACACUAAAUUCAAAAUCGCUAUUACCGGUACAAUCGUUGAAAAUCCUUUGUUUUAUUCAGACAUCCGUCGCUUUGGCUGGUCUAGUUAUACUUCGGUAGUGGUGAUUAAUGUGUGGUUGUGUUGUUUGACUGUUUACGUUUUAAGAAGACGCAAAAAAUAAUGUUUUGAUCAUGGAGGUUCAGAAGAGCAUCGUGGCCGUCCGGCAACAGGAUGUUCUCAAGAGUCUCUGGAGAUAGAGAAGCUUAGCCUAUCGAUCUGGUAUGGUUCUAGGAGUAGUUGUGUGGCAUACGAAAAGAAUACACGGCACUUGGAAAGUGGUUAAAGGCAUGAGUUCAUUCAUCUUUGAUUUGAUUUUUGACUCCGACCUGUAGUUAUACCGCAACAGGCCGCGCGAUCUUCACCGAUCUGGUACACUUGAAAUGUUCCUUGUAUCUUUGCUUUACGAUCAUAUAUGUUUAAGAAUUGAUGUUUUUGAAGUAAAUUAUUACCUGAAUAUUCUGUUUACUAGUAUAAUCUACAGUCGAACCCCGCUAUUUCGAAGUCCCAAGGGAAAUGGAAAAAAGUUCGAAAUAGCGGGGCUUCGAAAUAACCGGGAAGCAUAAAGGGGAAGGGUACAUCCAAGGGCAUUCGAUCUUCCUUCAAAAUAGCAAGGACUUCGAAUUAACCAGUUUCGAAAUAGCGAGGUUCGACUGUAGUUUCUUUAUGUGUGCUACUCGAUAACAUUUGUUUUGCGGAACACUGAUCCGAUGCAACGCUAAUGAAUUUGUUCAUUUGCUGAUAAGCAAUUGAAAUUUAUGCUCAAUUAAGAAUAAUAUUUAUACUAAUACGUUGUUUGUUUGUGUCACCGGUCAGGCGCUAUUUGUAGGUAUUUCUGGGUUUAUAUAAGGCGAACUGAGAGAACAGUAAUAAGAUGUUUGUUUACAAAUUUUGUUUGCUGAUCGGUGGCUGUUUUGUUAGCGUGGGUACGACCUCGUAAAAAUACACGUUGGUAAAUGUUUUUUUCAAAGCAGGACAGGGCUGUAAAUCUUAUUCUUAUCGGCUGCAACGUACAUCUGAGGAGUAGCAAAGAAUAAACUUGAAUUAUAGGGAUAAAUGAAAUCAAACCAAAUGCCCAGAAAUACUCUCGCGUCACGAACAAUUAAUUUGAAUUUUGUAAAUUUACUUGCGUGCAUCUAACUCGCUUCCGAUUGGAUGAAAAACAAUCAGCUACUGUUAGAACUCACACAUACGCAUUAUCGUGAACCAGUCCCUUUAACCUGAAUUUAAUGUUGACCUGUAACAUAAUCAAUACUAUAGAUAUAGAGACUGUGAUCAUUUACCGUCAAACUCAAAAAACUAUAUAAACCUGAAACAUUUUGAGAACAUUGAUUGUGUAGAGACCAAUCACAAUUCUUGUGGAAUUAUUCUCUUCCUUCACUGCAUUUUCUUAGAAAGGGCAGGUAUCAAAGACCUGCCAUAGCCCCACUUGUUUGAAAGUUGGAUGCCUGGGAGCUCACAAAUAGUUGAUACUAUUACAUCAUCCACUGGAUAGAGAGUUAGCCUGUGUGAAGAACUAUCCACCUCUCCAAACAGCUACAUGUCACACCUACCCACCGUUUUAUCAUUGCAAAAUCAAUGUUUGGUUUUUUAGGUCCAAACCAAGUGCAGACAUUUUUGACCGAACAUGGAGGACCAGGUAUACAGCACAUAGGUCUUCAUACUCCAGAUAUCACUCAAGCAGUAGCAGCAUUAAAGGAUAACGGAGUGGCAUUUAUUGAUCCUCCUGCUGCUUAUUACUCUGAGGUUUGUUGCACAAAUGCAGUGGUGACAUGCUUAUUUAUUGUCAAACUUGCCCCAUUUACAACUCAAAAUUUUGCCAAACACAAUGUUUGAGGCUAAUCAUCAUUUGGGUGAGAAAGAACCAAAUCUGCCCAAAAUGUUGUUUACAAAGUAGAGCACUAAGCUGACAAGAAUCGUUGGCAGAAGUAUUGUAUGGACACCUUGAGAUUACAUUCAUAGCCACAAAGACCUAAACAGCAAAAUGUUACAUGCAUCGAAAUGACUUGUCAUGGUCAUUGUUAGUAAUGACAUUUUUAUUUACAUGAACAAGAUUCUCAAAAAACUUCAUGUUUCUAUGAAAAAUUAAUUAAAAAUAAACCUGUUUUGUAGGAAGGCAAAUUACAGGAGAUAAAAUAUGUGGGUGAGUGUGUGGAGUCUCUUCAAAAUCAUGGUGUCUUGUUAGAUGCUGAGAGCUUCAUCGUAAAAGAAAAUACAGAGUCUUCUGCUGCUCAGGACACAAAGUGAGUGAAUUGGGUUAAUUUAACACGCUCAUUCUGUUACAGGCAUGAUCCAUUUGGCUAAAGACCUUGGGAAAUUUUGGUCCAGAACUGAGUGGAUUGGUUUGGUCCAUCUGGAAGAAGCUUGAGAAAAAAGGUCAUUUCCAGGUCAGGAAAUGGCCAGAGAAAAAUUUACUUCUUUAAGUCAAAGUAUUUUAUUAUGAGCCAGGGAAACUUGAAAUUUUGAAGAGGCUGGAAGAAGCUUUUCAGGCUUUUCAGGUACUGUGGUCUCAAGCGCCAUAAGCUCAGGAUAUGAGUGCUAUAUAAAUAAAGUUAUUAAGGACAUCUUUAAUGGAGAAAGCAAAAUGUCACUGUCAAGUUAGGUAAAAUGUUAUAUUCUUUGGUUGGGCAAAUUGUAUUUUUAUCAGGGAAGAUUAGAGAAUUUUGAAAACUGAGGACUUGCAGCAACCAUAUUUUAUGACUUAUAUUUCAUGAAAGUUUUUCUAUAAAAUGAGUAAAUUACAAAAGUAUAUAAAGGGUUUAGUUUAUCAUUUGUCUCACAAUUGUCACUUUGAUAUUGAUCGGGACGUUUCAACUGCACACUACAGGUCUUCAUCAAGCGAUAGUGUUGAUUUACUGAGUCCGACUAUUUGUACCACUCUGGUUGUUAGUGAUUGGUGUAUCACAUUCCUCGCUCAUUGUUGGUGGGUUUUUGAUCCAAAGCAUUGUUGGUAUUGUCAGAGGAAGAAACUGAUCCCUCAGAGCUCCGCUGUCACAGCGAUCGGCUGUUAUGUAUGUGAUUGUUGGUAUCCAUGCUUCAGGAAUCUCAAUUCCACCGCCCCUGUUGACUGUGUUAGGAUGAAGUCUUCAAGAGGACCAGUGACGGUCUCGGUCAACUUAACUUCGUCCCAGAAGGGAUAAUGCCUGGUCUUAUUAGCGUGUUAAGAAACAGCCAAAGUUUGAGUUUGAGAAAGCCGGAUAUCCCUAUCAUGCUCCUUAAUCCAUUCAUGCAUGCACCUUCCAGUUUCGCCAAUGUAUACUUUGCCGAAUGCACAAGGAAUCUUAUACUCUACUCCAUCUUGUUUUUGUGAAUCAACAGGAUCCGUAGGUUGUACUAAGUGUGAUCUUAGUGUUGUGUUGGACUUGAGCGAGGUACGUGAUACACCAAUCACUAACAACCACGGUGGUACAACACUAUCGCCUGAUGAAGACCUGCAGUGUGCGGUCAAAACAUCACGAUCACGAUUGAUAUUAAGGUGACAAUUGUGAGACAAUAGAUAAACAAUACUAAACCCUCUAUACACAUUAUCCAUGAUGAUUGACAUCUUUCAUCAAUUUCCUUUUAGGUAUCUGAUGCAAGUGUUUACACGACCAUUGUUUAAUGAGGACACCUUCUUUCUGGAGGUUAUACAGCGAUGUGGUGCAACUGGGUUUGGAGCUGGCAACAUAACUGCUUUAUGGAAAGCUGUAGAUUCCUAUUUAAGCAAGAAAAAGUAGUUUCUCUGGCUCUGACACACACAUUUUAUAUGCAAACUCAAAAUAUUUAACAAUUAUUCUCUGAAGGUGAAGUUACUGUGAAACUCAGAAAACCGUGAACACAUGAAAAAUUUUAGCAAUGUUGAUUGUGUGGUGACCAAUCACAAUAAUGUUCAGGACCUGAAAGGAAACCUCAAAACCACAGACUAAUUACCGCUAUUUCCUCACAACACAAUAAAAUUCCAUAAAUAUUUCUGGUGUCCAUGGUUUUUUGAGUUUCACAGUAAUAUUGUUGAAUAAUGUCGAGGGAAUUAUUCAACGAUAUUAACUGAGCCUGAGGUGAAUAAAUAAUAUAGAAUUUUAUUGUUUUAGUAUAUACACACGAAGUGAUCUCAACAGAACUAGAAAGGAAACCAUGAAAAAAACGAUUAGUUUGAGCCAUGGGUGAAUUCAUGCAUGAACUUGUAGCCGUAAACAGCACAAGCAAAACAGCUGGAUCUUUACAGUAUUUUCAAACUUAGUAAAUCCUAGUUUUAAUUUUUUUGUAAGCUUUAGCAUCAAAGAUUGAAAAGAAAAUGUUGAAAGUUUCUGAGAAGAAACACAAACCUUUUUUUGCUUCUGCCAACUCACUGUGAGCGAAACAGUUUUUUUGUUGCUUCUUGCAAAUGCUGUCAGCAGCGGCUACAAUCGAGGUGAGCGUUCUUUAUCUGCAGGGCAGUGUUCCUUGCCAUGUUAACUUGCUGGCAUGAACAGUUUUCAAAAAUAUUUGCUUUCCUUUUUUACUCCAUAAAUUAACUUCUAUUUCCAGGCGAAAUUGGUCUUGCAAGGAAAUCCCGAGUUCACAAAACAGUGACUAUAGUGUCCUCCAUUUCCUCUGUAGUGGUCAAUAAAAACAUUGCUUUGAGUGUAUGAAAGUCAACUUCAGUAAAUCACUUCACAAUAAAAUCACGCCGUUUAAACACUAUGAAGUCUUUUCUUACCUUCAAAAUCAUCAACUCUGUGAUAUUCUUGUAUUUUAUAAAAGUUCUUACUCUGAAACUUGGCAAAAUACCCAGUUCAUGAUAGCGAUUUUGUUUUUCUUCAUAUUCACCACCUAAGGAGGUGAAUAUAAUGUCAUAGUCCGAGAUAAUGAACUAAUCAGAUUGCUUGAAUCACCAAUAUCACUGAGUGUUGUAUAUACUAGAGGUAAAUAUAAACCAUUUAAAUUUUGUUAUUGUCAAAUUUUUGGCUAAAAUGGGUUCUUUUGUAGUAGGGGUUUAAAUGGAAACCGUAGAGUAUUUGAAGAUCAAGUUUUAUUUGUAAAGCUCAAAGACUUAUUUAAAUAAACAAAAGUAAC
Porites lobata is the source of this 6879-nucleotide messenger RNA. The record is from the annotation of a GenBank genome assembly. Lineage: Eukaryota; Metazoa; Cnidaria; Anthozoa; Scleractinia; Poritidae.